UCCACCGAUAGCAGCUCGCUCGACUCUGACCAUGGCGCAGUCUGCUCCCCUGUUCGAGCCCGAGAAGCUCCGCAUCCUCCUCAUCGGCAACGGCGGCCGCGAGCACGCCCUCGCAUGGAAGCUCGCACAGAGCCCACGCGUCGACGAGGUCUUUGUCGCUCCAGGCAACGGCGGCACCGUGUUUGGCGCCAAGACCAUCUCGGUCAACAUUGCCGUCGACGACUUUAACGGCCUCGUCGACUUCGCCAAGCAGGGCAACGUCAACCUCGUCAUUGUCGGGCCUGAGCAGCCUCUCGUCAAUGGCGUCGAGGGCAUCUUCCGCAAGGUCGGCAUCCCCGUCUUUGGUCCCGACGUCCGCGCCGCCGCCAUGGAGGGCUCCAAGGCCUUCUCGAAGGACUUUAUGGCCCGUCACGCCAUCCCGACCGCCGAGUACCGCAACUUCACGGACCACGCCGCCGCCGUCGAGUACGUCAAGGCCGUCGAGCACGACGUCGUCCUCAAGGCGUCUGGGCUCGCCGCCGGCAAGGGCGUCAUCAUCCCGUCGACCAAGGACGAGGCGCUCGCCGGCCUGAACGACAUCAUGGUCAGCCGCGAGUUUGGCGCCGCCGGCGACGAGGUCGUCGUCGAGGAGUUCCUCACGGGCCAGGAGCUGUCGAUCCUCACCUUCUCGGACGGCUACACGACCUUGUCGCUCCCUCCCGCCCAGGACCACAAGCGCAUCGGCGAGGGCGACACGGGCCCCAACACGGGCGGCAUGGGCACCUACUCGCCCGCACCGGCCGCGACUCGGGCCGUCGUCGACGAGAUCCAGCGCACGAUCGUCCAGCCGACGAUCGACGGCAUGCGCAAGGACGGCAUCCCGUUCAUCGGCAUGCUCUUCACGGGCAUCAUGCUCACGCCCAAGGGCCCCAAGGUCCUCGAGUACAACGUCCGGUUCGGCGACCCCGAGACGCAGUCGCUCGUCGCGCUCCUCUCGGCCGACACGGACCUCGCCGAGCUCAUGCUCGCGUGCGUCGAGCGCCGCCUCGACUGCGUCAAGUUCGAGAUGAAGAAGGAGGCGGCCGUCACGGUCGUGCUCGCCGCCAAGGGCUACCCAGGAUCGUACCCCAAGGGCGACGAGAUCACGUUCGACCCGCUCCCCGAGAACGUCCACGUCUUCCACGCCGGCACCAAGGCGACGCCCGAGGGCAAGAUCCUGACCAACGGCGGGCGCGUCCUCGCUGUCACGGCGACGGCCCCGACGCUCAAGGAGGCCCAGGCGCUCGCGUACAAGGGCGUCGACUGCGUCCACUUUAAGGGCAAGACGUUCCGCCGCGACAUUGCCUACAAGGCGUUCCUCGAGGAGGAGGCGCAGCAGCCCGAGGGCAUGACGUACGCGUCGGCCGGUGUCGACAUUGACGCCGGCAACGCGCUCGUCGAGCGCAUCAAGCCCAUGGUCAAGGCGACCAAGCGCCUCGGGACCGACUCGGUCAUUGGCGGGUUUGGCGGCCUGUUUGACCUCAAGGCGGCCGGGUUCAAGGACCCGAUCCUCGUCGGCGGCACCGACGGCGUCGGGACCAAGCUCAAGAUUGCCCAGACGUACGGCAAGCACGACACGAUCGGGAUCGACCUCGUCGCCAUGUCGGUCAACGACCUCGUCGUCCAGGGCGCCGAGCCCUUGUUCUUCCUCGACUAUUUCGCGUGCGGCAAGCUCGACGUGCCGACGGCGGCCGACGUCGUCAAGGGCGUCGCCGAGGGCUGCAUCCAGUCGGGCUGCGCACUCGUCGGCGGCGAAACGGCCGAGAUGCCGUCCCUGUACGAGGGCGAGGACUACGACGUGGCGGGCUUUGCCGUCGGCGCCGUCGAGCGAGAGCUGGUUCUCCCGCAGCCGACGAUCGCGCCGGGCGACGUCCUGCUCGGCAUCGCGUCGUCGGGCGUGCACUCGAACGGGUUCUCGCUCGUGCGCAAGAUCGUGUCGGCGCACGGGUACACGUACUCGUCCGAGGUGCCGUACGCGCCGGCCAAGACGCUCGGCGACGAGCUCCUCACGCCGACGACCAUCUACGUCAAGCAGCUCCUGCCCGCGAUCCGCCAGGGGCUCAUCAAGGGACUGUCGCACAUCACCGGCGGCGGCUUUACCGAGAACAUCCCGCGCGUGCUCCCGCCGGGCGUCGGGUGCACGGUCGACGCCGCCAGCUUCGAGUUCCUGCCCGUGUUCCGCUGGCUCAUGAAGCUCGGCCGGGUCGACCCCAACGAGAUGGCGCGCACGUUCAACUGCGGCAUCGGCAUGUGCGUCGUCGUCGCGGCCGACCGAGCCGACGAGGUCGCGAACCUGUUGCGCGCACACGGCGACGCGCACGUGUUCCGCAUCGGCGAGACGGUCGCCGGCGAGGGGUGCGAGAUGCGCAACCUCGAGUCGUGGGUCGAGCAGGCGCGGGCAUAGAAAGCUCGGGGGCGUUGGUGGUCCGGGUCGUCGGUCGGUCGUAGUUCCUCUCUUUCUCUCUCUCCUCUUUUUCGUUCGUCUCGUCGCUCUCGUGGAAUCUAGAUGUAUCUCUCCACAGCG
Messenger RNA from Rhodotorula graminis WP1, 2542 nucleotides. RefSeq lists its product as uncharacterized. Bases 32 to 2422 code for a protein of 796 amino acids. The record is from RefSeq and is a predicted model, not a curated record. Gene Ontology annotation, molecular function: ATP binding; metal ion binding; phosphoribosylformylglycinamidine cyclo-ligase activity. Gene Ontology annotation, biological process: 'de novo' IMP biosynthetic process; adenine biosynthetic process. The transcript is spliced from 9 exons. Lineage: Eukaryota; Fungi; Basidiomycota; Microbotryomycetes; Sporidiobolales; Sporidiobolaceae. Gene Ontology annotation, cellular component: cytosol.